ACAAAAUUUCAAAAAAUCCUAAUUUAUAUAUUUAUUCUGAUAGCAUAAUCUUCAAUAUUUAUAUGGUUAUUUAUUUCUAACAAAAAAUCUAGUUUGUAGGGCUGGAUCAAAGUCGUGAUAAAUGUUGACAUUCAAUAUGGCGGUAUGUCGUCAGUGCUAUGCUGUGUCGUGCUUGUGAAUAUCGAGUUAAACACGUAUAGAUAGCAACAGAGUUAUACGAAUCUACCUUCAUCCAAGCUAAUGUACCACGAGCUCCGACUCAGCAAGCAUUGAAGACAUCUGAGGAUUUAGCAUAACAUAAUCAUAAGUAGUUUUUAUUUUGCAACAUUAGUGGUUUUGGUGUAUAAAUUGUGACUUUUACGUUAAAGACUCCAUAGUGUUCAAAUGAACACAAAAGACUAAAAGAAAAUGUGAUUUGAUGUAAAAAUUUGUAACCUCUACGGAAACUUAACACCACACAACAUUCUGUGAUAUAUAUCGGUACCCUAGGUACUGAAUCUUUCUACCUGUAUUCAAGAAAGCUACAGAAGGCCAAGAAUGUCCAAUCCUCAGUGGAAGAUGUUCCAACCGCCCGAAACACACUCAUCACCCUUGCAAGACAUUUUAGAUCUCCAGCAUUCUAACAUGCAACCCAAAGCAUCAUACCGUAAUGGUGAGUAUCCAAGUUCACCAAGGGAUAAUUACAACGGUCAAUCAAAGACUGGUGGUGGCAACCGCUUCUCUCUGGGUUACAAUAUUGACGGCUGUCCAAUGGGCGACUCGGUUUAUUCUUCUGGCUCUACUAACAAUUCUUCGUCUCAACAAUAUGACUCAAUGAAUCACCCACCUAUUAGAGAGACAGGCAUUAUUGAAAAGCUUCUGCACUCCUAUGGAUUUAUUCAGUGCUGUGAGAGACAGGCCCGUCUCUUCUUUCACUUCAGCCAGUUUAGCGGCAAUACUGAACAUCUGAAGAUAGGAGACCCUGUGGAGUUCGAGAUGACAUACGAUCGUCGCACUGGAAAGCCAAUAGCUUCAACGGUGACUAAGAUUGCACCUGAAGUGGUGUUGAGUGAAGCCCGUGUAACUGGGACAGUAACUACAGAAGUAAAGGGAGAAGGCUCUGGGGACAAUACUGGAAGAAUUUCGUAUGAAAAUCGUGGUGAAUGUUUCUUUUUACCUUAUACUAAAGACGACGUUGAGGGUAAUGUCACUCUGCGCACUGGAGACGCUGUCAGUUUCCAGAUAGCAACUAAUCAGCGUGGUACGUUGGGAGCGUGCCAUGUCCGCUUUGAAAAUCCUGUGCAUCCUGUCAAAUAUCAUGGAGUGGUUUGUUCCAUGAAGGAAAACUUCGGAUUCAUUGAACGUGCAGAUGUAGUGAAAGAGAUAUUCUUCCAUUAUUCGGAAGCUAAGACUAAAGAAGAGCUGGUCUUGGGAGAUGAUGUAGAAUUCAUCAUUCAAACUAGAAACGGAAAGGAAGUGGCUUGUAACAUAACGAAGUUGCCGAGCGGUUCCGUCGUGUUUGAGGAUGUUAGUCCGGAGAUAAUGCGCGGACAAGUGUUGAAGCCAUUGGAACGCGGGAGCUUGGUGCGCGUGGCUCAGAACGAUCCUCUGCCUGGCCGCAUCAGAUAUCGGGCAGCUGACCACUCUGAAGUAGAGGUACCUUUUGGUGACAAGGACCAAUGUGGCGAGUUCACUCUGCGCCACGGGGAUUGGGUCCAGUUUCAAGUCGCCACAGAUCGCAGGGAUCAAUUGAAACGUGCCACAAACAUCUCAUUGUUAGAUGAAUCAUUCAAUGUUUCUGGUGAACGGAGGGAGCAAGGAGUAGUGUGCUCUUUGAGAGACGGAUUCGGAUUUAUUCGGUGUGUUGAGAGGGAACACACUAUGUUCUUUCACUUCGCUGAAGUGCUACGUCUUGGUCAAGAACUCAGUGUCGGUGAUGAGGUGGAGUUUACAGUAGACCCAUUGAGCACAUUCUCGAAUAUGAACAAUCGCCAAUCUGGCAUCCGCAUCAAGCAUCUCCCUCCUGGAACUGUGAAGUUCGAAACUCUGAUUGAGCAUGGCGCCCGCGGCGUUGUCACGAAGGAGGCUCAGCUUUAUCCGUCUUCCACUUCUAGCCCGUCUCGCCCCCCUCCAUCGGAAUACAAUGGCUUGAUUAGUUGGCAAGUAAACCAACAGACUAAGAAAUCCAUCCCAUUCUCAGCGAAAACAUGUGAAUCCAAAAUGCUCCCGCGUAAUGGCGAUGUAGUUACUUUUGACUUAUACCAGAUAAAACGGACAAAAGAGUUGGUGGCUAAGUCAGUACAAGUACAGCACAGUCUCACCAACGGGAAUAACAACAAUGGCGCCGGCAAUCGGCCUCUCAUGCAAGGCUUUAUUGCUGCUCUCAAAGAUGGAUUCGGUUUCAUUGAAACCUCGGACCAUACAAAAGAAGUAUUCUUUCAUUUUAGUAAUUUGGAAGGCAAUCCAGAUGGUCUGGAACUAGGCUGUGAGGUGGAGUAUACCUUGGGACGAGUGAACGGGUCUGGAGGAGGGUGCGCGAGUGCUGAGUACGUGCGGGUGUUACCACGCGGCUCUGUACCCAUCGCGAAGCCGCUUGACCCUACACUCAACGGAACAGUCACCAGGACUUUGCGGGCAUUGAAUCCUGACCAAGCUCACUACUGCGGAUUGAUUCAAGUAGAAGGUGGCACCUCGUACGAGUUCGGUAUAAUGGGCUUGGCGUGCAAGCGUGAAAUACUACAGGUCGGCGACCCAGUCACUUUCCAGGCCGACGUAGAGGGCCGAGCUACAAACAUUGUGCCAAUUAGGAAGAAGAGGCGUGCCACUGUUGACGCUAUUAAAGGUGGAUUUGGUUUCCUCUCCCUGGAGGCCGAGGAUAAUCGUCGCCUAUUUUUCCACAUGUCAGAAGUCCGUGGCAAUCCUGCAGAUCUACAACCCGGUGAUGUGGUCGAAUUUGUAAUGCUGACCAACCCUAGGAAUGGCAAGUCGUCCGCUUGCAACGUCGUAAGAAUUGGUGGCAAAGGUUUUGCUGGGGGCAAGGCCAGGUGCGAACGCCCGGAGCGUUUGUUGGCGCGGCUCCGUACAGCCUCGCUCGAGGAUUCUAGUGGACCACGGGUAGUCGUAUUGCGCGCCCCUCGUGGUCCUGAUGGUACUCGUGGUUUCCGCCCACGGCGACCUGUUGCAGAACAACUAGCUGAGUAAGAUCAAGACAUCAGCACUAAGGCCUCAACCAUGUAGGUAAACAUCUUAAUGGUUUGAUUUUCCACUUCAAAUUUUUUCAUUGUAUUCAUGAGAGACUGACUUAUCCUCUUUUCUUUAGCAGCAUUUAGGAAAUUGUUUUGUUAUUUUUACUAAUUCUAGGUGAAAACAAUAAAUUAUUGUCAGCUGUCAUUAAUACAGAUCAAAUACGCGUAAAUAUGUUUGUAUAACAUCAAUAAGCAAGGUACAUAUCAAUUAAUCAAACCAAUUUGCGUUGCUUAUUUUCAGUUUAUUUAUGUAAGAGGUUCUUUUUCGCAUAGAGACGUUGUUCAAAAUUCCGUUUGCACCAUUCCUUGGCCAAUGUAAAUGUUAUGGUUUGCCAAGUUCAAUAUGUAUUUGUCCGCGUUGUCGCGACACAUGCCACAUGAAGUUGACGUGAGCACCGAACAGCUAACCAUCUGAUUAUUAACUGUUCGCUGUAUUGGGAUUGGCAUCGAAAACAAUGUAAAUAUUUUAUAGAAGCUAGGUAUAAUGUGUAUAAAAUGCUCAUAAUCAAAUGAACCCGGCUAGUGUGUGAAUCCAUUGUCAAUGAAGUAUCAUCAGGUAAUGGUUAUAACAUGAAUGUUGCAUACACUGUCUGUCAGCUGGAAAUAGAUUUUCGUCGAAGCUUAGUGUGUCUAAGUGAACUGUAUAAGUAAGGUGCGUGAUGAAGUAAUGUAAUAAAUUGAUGGACAUUUGAUACACGUUGUUGCGGUUGUUGUUACGUUUAGUAGAUCUCUUUAUGCGAAACAUACUGUGAUGAUGAAAAUUUGUUGUGCAAUAAAAAGAUAAGAUGUUGUCCUCACAGGACAGUGCUAGUCUCUUAGUAUUAUGCGAUCCCCGCUCGUCACGUAUGCGCUUCAUAUGAUAUGUGUCGUGCACUGUGCUAUUGUGAUGAUGGCUAACCUUAAUUAACGAACAAAAUAUUCAUUGUUAAUCGGAAAAGCAUUUAUGCAAUGAACUGGAAUGGAACCAAAGACUGACUUAAAAUAUUUAUAACAGUAAUACUUAUUGGUAUUAGAUUAUUUUGAUCGGCUAAUUGAUGUGGACCCAAGUGUUCAUUGUGGCCAUAGGUUUGUAACAAAUGAAUGUUUUCAGGAGAAAUGUAUUUGAUUUAAAUUUUUAGUUUAUUAAAUUAUGAAAUCAAAGAUAUCUCAGUCUGCAUUCUAUUUUAAUAUAUAAUGUAACAACUUAUUAGUGUAGGUAAGUUCAGAACAUCUCUAAAGUGAUGUGAUGUAGCGAUCUACUUUAAUGUCGCUAUGACCUAACAUACAGCAAUAACGUUUUCUAAAUUAUGUAACUACCUCCUUUGUACAUAUAUUAUAUCAAUCUAACAACGACGUACCUACUUAUUUGUUUGUAAAGUGGUUAGGGUACUAAUUUGGAUGUAAACUAAUAAUAAUAACUAAAUUUAUUGUUAGCUGCUUCUCAAUUUGUCAAUAUCUGAAUAAAAUGUACUGGAAACUGUCCAGGAAUUGAGAAGAAACACCCUUACUACCAUGAAGUGCGCUUCAACACUUGUAUACGCUACAAUUACAUAAUGUUGUGUUACUUGUAGCGAUUCCAAGCAAUAAAGCAAUUCUAUGUGUUACAAAUAAUGAUGCAUUAUAUAUUGAAUAUGUUUGCGGCUUGUCGAUGGCGAACUUAUUUUGUACAUAAUACUCAUUGUGAGAAAUAUGAUUCAAAUAAUUAUUGUUAUGUUUUGAAUUACUCUACAAACGCGAGUAAAACUGUGAUUGAUGAUAGGGAUCUCAUUGGAUCGAUAUAAUUAUAUAUUUUAUUUAUGUUGCUUUAUAUAAUAUAUCAAAACUUGCAAUGAAAAUAACUGCGAUAAGCUUCGAUUACGUUUAUUGUCCUUCACAUUGUAAAAUAGUCAAGAAACUUAAAAAAGGUUAGGGACCCCCCAUGCUAAGGAAACCAUGUGUCGAAGCAAUAAGAUGAGACUAUUAGUUUAACAAGACAUUGGUUAUACUGGUUCCUAUAUUAUUAUAGUUUUAUCAAUAAUAUCAAAGUUAAAUUCUUAGUAUUAAAAUUGACAUUAGAUUUUUCGUGAUGCAGGUUUAUUUUGGUAGUGUUAUUUAAUUGGUUAUGUUAAUUUUACUUAUUAUCUAUAUUAUUUUUGCUUUGAAAGUUUUAGUUUUUGAUUUUGUUACGUGUAUCCAUUGCCAUCCCUAUCAUUGUAACGGCAAUCGAUCUAUAGAUUCACAUACGGAACUUGCAACAACUAUGUGUACAAGUGAGUUGUAUUCUAUAUUAUAAAAAAAAAAUAUAUAAAAUAAAAUCUUGUUUACAAACACAGCCGACUUUAAAAAUAUGUAAUAGAAUACAUCUAUAGAAUACAGCUUAUUUGUUCUGCGUGGUGUGUUGCAAGUCGAGUCAUGUGCUUCGUAUUUUUACUUCAAUCUAAAUGUGCUUAAGCACUCACUCUGCAUUGACGUCGUGUAAUAGUAUGGAUAACAAGCUAUUAUAUAAAAUCUCGCCUGACUAAACGCACAUAACAAUAAAACUAUAGUACAUGCAUAGUUUUACCUCGUGAUUAUUGUUAGAUAUAAUGGUAAACACCACGUCUCCCUUAAGGACUUAUGACCCUGUGAUAGCUAUAACAAACAAGGAUAUAAUUAUGGAUUAUUAAAUUUUUAAGAUGCCUUAGAUGAAAUGUUUGAGCCUCAUCACCAUCUUUUGUUAAAUGUAUUAAUUUUGUUACCGAAAUUUAUAAACAUUGUUCCAAUUUGGAAAUCGCAAUAAACUUAUCAUAAAAACAUAAAUAUUUGUAUCUGUCAAAUCAUAUUGAUAAGUGUAGGCUAGCGAUACUGAACUUGCGCGCAGUGAAAUGAAACUUCAGGUAUAGAAAUUUCCUGCAUUACAUGGGGCAGGCAAAAUUGCUUAUUAUUAGUAUCGCUAGAUAAACCACAUAUAAUUAUAACUUACGUGAAAUUGCAAGAAGCAAUUAUAUCAUUUAAUGAUAUAAAAAGUUAACAAUGUUUGUUAUCAAAAUUUUGUAUAGUUAUUUUUAUGAUCGGCAUCGUUCUUAGAUUUGAUAUUGGCAGAUAUUAAAUUAAACGGCUGGUAGGCACGAUGUCAGUUUCAAAAAAAUGAGGUUUAGACAGUAUGAACUUUAUUUUCAAAGUGAUGACUUGGCUGUGAGUUUGAAAGGACUUUUGUUACGUGUGUAUAUUAAAGUUCUGAACGCAAUAACUUAUGGUUGUUUGCGACUUAUACGGUCGACAUUUUAUACUCCGCUGCUACGGCCUGGCCGCAACUUAGCUUGGUUUGGACAAAAGCCCGUUAAAUUAUGAUUGUAAUAUACACCGUGAAUUUAUAGACUUACAUUAACAGCUCACUUUGUGCAGCCACUGACCAAACUGAUACUUGAAGUGGGAGGCUGUUGUAAAACAAGAAAACACCGAUUAUGUCACAAUUUUGAUCGUCAUUUCGGAGAAAUAUUUUGUAAUAUUUUUACAGUAAGAAAGCUUCAGUCAUCGAUUCUAUAAGUCUUCCAAUAUGCUUAUCUAUGUCUUGUUAUGGCCACUUAGUUUGUUACUGUCGUAUUUUUUUCCACCGACACUGCUAUAUCCAUGUUUUUAUCUACCAUCAAAUCUAUGAACGACUUAAUAAUACCAAAUAUCAGCAUUUCUGAAUUCAUUUUUAAUAGAAACUCUUUUGAACUGACAUUCGAUUAAGCAAUAACAUAUUGUGUUCAUUCAAACUUACGGAGCGCCAAUCAGCUUUCGUGAACUAGUGCACAUUAGUGUAUACAUGUUACGGUUUGAUGUUGUCUCCAGGAUAGUUUACGGGGUGUAGGGAACCUGCUUCUGUACAUGCCACUCUCUAGUUAAUAUAACUUUAAGGGCCAGUUUCACGAACACCAGCAAUGCAACUCAUUUGCAAGUGAUUCUAAUAGAAAACAACAUAUUUGUCCAAAUCAUUUAUAAAAUAUUUAUACAUAAUAUUGAAUAGACUUUUCUGGUUACUCAGUUACAAAACUGUAACUGAUUUGAUUUUCAGGGCGGGGUUAUAGAAUCGUUGGGUUGCGAAUAAAAGAUAAUUAAAAAUAUUUAUAAAAGACUUUAUGAUAAUAAAACAUUUAUUCAAAAUCAUCUAUUUCAUGAUGACGGGAUUAAAUAAUCAUGUGAGCUUAGUUUGAAUUCUUUUUCCUGUAGAAAAGAAACCAUUUAAUGAAUUUUAAUAUUUUUUUAGCCUGACAAUACGCAGAUUGCUAAUGUUACGCAGUAGGAAUACAAUUUCGUAUCUUUUUAAUGAAUUGUGAAUUGUACAUCUGAUAAAAUCACUUGACAGAAAAUAGG
Spodoptera litura is the source of this 7520-nucleotide messenger RNA. It is a transcript of the gene Unr, whose product is annotated as cold shock domain-containing Unr. The record is from RefSeq and is a predicted model, not a curated record. Gene Ontology annotation, molecular function: nucleic acid binding. NCBI's taxonomy places the organism in Eukaryota, Metazoa, Arthropoda, Insecta, Lepidoptera, Noctuidae.